GUCACACUCUUUUAACCGUCACUGAAGUUAACAUUUUUUAGGGUCGGAUAUGUGAGUGCUAACUGUAUGUUGGUAUCGCUCAGGUGAUAAAGACUUAACACUGGCAUAUUGGCUUCACAGUUAGUACACAUCUAUAUUCUAUGUUUCUAUUGAUUAAGUUAUUGUGUAUAUUGCAAAAUAAACACUAACCCAUUUAUGGCACCAAUUUUACAAAUCUGCUGCCUCCACACUCUCACAGCCUAAUAUCUGUGUUAAGAUGGUAGUCCUAUAAGGUACUUCAUAUUGAGGUCAUUGGGCUUGUUGGGUUUCUGCAUGGUGGAGACAUUGUCUUCAUAUCUGAUACACAACUGUGUGCUAUCCUCGCAGUCAAGUUAUAGGUGUCCGUUUCUGUGUUAAAGUUGACUGUUUCAGUGGCACAUCAUUUUAUCCUCUGACCAUCACAAUACAGACAACAGGCCUUGAGAUAGUGCCUUCACAUAAUAUUAAAGAAGAACAAAAAACAUUCACACCAUUUUCUCACUCAUGUUUUGCAGACUGGGGAUGACUCCCAAGAGAGCUGAUGCCUAAAAGAAAAAAGAAAAAGAUAUCCAAUGUUAAAGCAAAACCAAAAAUUGCACCAAGUAAAGAAAAAGUGGACAUUGUUAGUAAAUUGGAGGAGCUGGAAAAGAAGGAUGAAGAAGGAAGUCUAAUGGUGAAGGAGAAGAGAAGAAGAAAACAGGAGGAAGAACCAGCAGAGGAGGAGUAUGAUGAGGAGGAGUUUGAGGAGGAAAAUGACUACAUUGCUUCAUACUUUGAAGAUGGGGAUGACUUUGGCGGGGGAAGUGAUGACAACGUUGAUCAAGCAACUAACUGUACUGUGCAUUUACAUCUGUUUGCAUACAACAUCUGCAGGCACUUCUCAGUGAAUGAAUGGUUAUUUUAUGCUAUGAUGAUAAAUAUCAACAUAAAAAACAUCCUGUGCGGUUUUGGGACACUUGGACAUAAUAUUUUGUGUUCAGUAUCCUCGAAUGCUAUCGAGAGUAUGACUGGUAUCAUUCAAUAAGAAGCAUUUCUGUACAAAUGAGCCCCACUGCAACUCGUACAAUCAGCCACACAGCACCAGUGAAGAGUCUGCUUUCUAGAAUUCCAUUUCCAUGAGGUAUGUUUCUGGGUGUGUCUGACUAGCGAGUUUUGCAUGUUUUGCAUGUUUGUACACAGUGCAAAUUGUGACCCUGUCCAAAAUGACUUCCUUUAGACAACUGCCAAUGAAAAAAUGUCCAUGUCAUGAUAUUCCUGUUUAUUUAAAACUACAUUUGUGCAGAUUGAAAGGGAUGGUUAAUUUCUCCAGAUUAUGCAUCUGUUAUAAAAAUCAUGUAAAGCUUCAGAUUAAUUUUGGAAAAUAAUCCAUAUCCUAAAGUACUUGAAAUAUGAAAAAAAUAGGCCAUGCCCACGAAGUAAAACAGGUUAAUACAAUUACUGUAACUUGUGUUGUCUAGCAAGCUCAGCCCACAAGUCAGUUUUCAAACAUUCUACCUCUAAUAAUUUAAUAGCAUAUUGUAGAUAUUUAAAAACAGUUCUUGUUUAACAUCUGCAUAUCUGUGUAUCUCUGUAUAAGUAAGUAGGUGUGAGUAUUCAUUGGAACUCCCUGCUUUGCAUGGUUAUCUUUAAUAGACAGGGUGCAUUAUGUAUCUCUGAAAACUCUGCAGGUAUAUGAACUUUGCAGGUAAUGUCUUUGCAAAAUGGUGUGCUUUGUGGCAUAGUCACUCAAUUGACUUUCACCUUAAACUCAAUAUCAAUGUGGUAUUCUAUGGCAGUACCUGCUGUGUAAGUAUGUUAUUUAAUGCACUUCCAGAGGCGGACUGGUACCCGACACAUGGAAUCCAUAGACAUAAAUGUGGCAGUCUGGCUGUGAAUGCUUUAUUUCUGAUUGAAAUAAACUAUGCGAUUUUUAUUUUAAUAUAAAUGCCAUUUUUUGUUAACUUCAGUACUGCUGAAGCCAGUGGUAUCAAUUUGGAAACACAAUUUGAGUUCUUAUAUGUUUGCAAACUGCCAAAAAUAAAAUGUUACAGAUUUAA
This is a messenger RNA of Polyodon spathula (Mississippi paddlefish), 2054 nucleotides long. RefSeq names its product DNA-directed RNA polymerase III subunit RPC7-like. The transcript has 4 exons. NCBI's taxonomy places the organism in Eukaryota, Metazoa, Chordata, Actinopteri, Acipenseriformes, Polyodontidae. The record is from RefSeq and is a predicted model, not a curated record. Gene Ontology annotation, biological process: transcription by RNA polymerase III. Bases 560 to 1042 code for a protein of 160 amino acids.